This is a messenger RNA of Sphenostylis stenocarpa, 282 nucleotides long. The record is from the annotation of a GenBank genome assembly. Lineage: Eukaryota; Viridiplantae; Streptophyta; Magnoliopsida; Fabales; Fabaceae.
AUGUUUAGAUGUUAUAAGGCAUAUAGCCAACAGAAAACCUCUGAAACUGGUUAUCUUGAUGAAGCAAAAGAGGCAAGUUGUAUAGACAUAUAUAGUUGGAGCACUGAGAUUGGAGAAGUGACAGAUCAGAAAAAUGUGAUUGCCACCAUUUUGCUUGAAGUGGCCAAAGUGGACGAGCACUUCACUGUUGAGGAUGAGAGGAAGACUUGGAGCAUAGCACAGAACAGCAUAUACAGGCAUGUUUGCAAAGAGAUUCUUCUUCUACAAGAUGGGGUCGAUUGA